Messenger RNA from Copidosoma floridanum, 1236 nucleotides. It is a transcript of the gene EMC3, whose product is annotated as ER membrane protein complex subunit 3. NCBI's taxonomy places the organism in Eukaryota, Metazoa, Arthropoda, Insecta, Hymenoptera, Encyrtidae. Gene Ontology annotation, cellular component: EMC complex; membrane. The record is from RefSeq and is a predicted model, not a curated record. Gene Ontology annotation, biological process: protein folding in endoplasmic reticulum.
UAUCAACAUUGUGUUGUGUCAUAAACGUGAAAGAAAUGAAGUAAAGUAUACGUGUGCAUGAUAAAUAAAAAAAAUUUCCCUUACAAGUAUCUUUUUAUACAUUAAGUAGUCAAUUUCUGCAAGAGCCACCAUGGCCGAGUUGCUCCUAGAUCCAAACAUCCGGAGUUGGGUGUUUUUGCCCAUUGUUGUCAUAACCUUUCUAGUCGGAAUUAUCAGGCACUAUGUUUCGAUUUUAUUAUCGUCCCAGAAGAAGGUUGAGUUGCACCAGGUGCAAGACAGCCAGGUGAUGAUUCGUUCGAGACUGUUGCGUGAAAAUGGUCAGUACAUACCCAAAAAUGCAUUCCUCGCUAGGCGACAUUUCUUUAAUAACGAAGAGACUGGAUACUUCAAAACCCAGAGACGGGCACCUGUUUCACAGAAUCCAAUGACAGAUCCCAGUAUUGUCACAGAGAUGGUCAAAGGGAACGCUACCAAUGUUUUGCCUAUGGUUCUCAUUGGAACUUGGAUCAAUUGGAUGUUUUCUGGUUUUGUUACAACCAAAGUGCCAUUUCCUCUGACCUUAAGGUUCAAGCCAAUGUUACAAAGAGGAAUAGAGCUGGUAACCCUUGAUGCAGCCUGGGUGUCAUCAGCCUCCUGGUACUUUUUAAAUUUCUUUGGUCUAAGGUCGAUUUACACGUUGGUUCUUGGAGAAAACAAUGCUGCAGACUCCUCAAGGAUGAUGCAGGAUCAGGUGUCUGGAGCAGCUAUUGCAAUGCCCCCUGAUCCCAAAGCAGCUUUCAAGGCUGAGUGGGAGGCACUGGAAAUAUGCGAGCACAACUGGGCCCUGAACGGAGUCGAUACCGACUUGCUCGCAACAGAGAACAUCAACUCUCUGUUGGCUCUGGUCAUGAAGUCUGGUAAAUUUGUGUUGGGCUACAAGCAGACCCUCAAAUCCCUACGCCAGGGCAAAGCGAAGCUUGUCAUCAUAUCGGAAAAUACCCCUUCUCUUAGGAAAUCCGAGAUUGAGUACUAUGCUAUGUUAGCCAAGACUGGAGUCCAUCUCUACAAAGGAAACAACGUUGAACUCGGUACAGCCUGCGGUAAAUACUUCAGGGUAGGAACCUUAUCGAUAACGGAUCCUGGUAACUCUGAUAUCAUCAAGUUCAUACCUUCUGGGGAUCAGGCUUGAGUAAAAAAAAUUCUAACUUUAAUGAUUUAUUUUUAAGAUCUCUAAAUUAAUCAAAGAAUUUUUUUUAU